AUGGCGUCGUUAGAAAUCGUUCAAGAACAUCAUGAUGGAGGAGAAGUACAAGGGAAGCGUACUUACAAGAGUCUGAAUUUGGACACGUCUAUCGCCGCCUUGUCUAGGGAUAUGCAGGACGGAGCUGGCGAGGACGAGAAUGGUGUUGUCUCGGCGGACCACAGGUUGAUGACACGACCUAGAGUCCAACGCAUCCCCGAAUCCGUCCCCAAAACCACCCGGAUUCGAUACGUCUGGUUGAACCUCGAUCUUGACAUGAUCGAUAUUGGAAAGCGGGAACUUCGCGAUCUGAAGUUCGUUGCCCCAACUAUCAAGCGGCUUAAGUUGAAGCGCGAUGAGUUUGGCUACGGCGACGCUACAGCUUUGUAUGAUUUUGAGAGCUUGGACGAAUUUCACAUUGUUUGCCCAAGUGACAUUGUGCAACGCUCCGCUUGCGUCCUCAUGUCAUUUUACCAUGGCCACUUGCACAAAAAACGCAUUAUCUUGGUCGACAAAGCCAAUGAUCACACCAUGACUUUGUUUGAAUGGGAUCGGGAAGCUGAAGAACGCUUCGAGCCGCACCGAGAGAAGUGGGUCUUCAGAUAG
This is a messenger RNA of Neurospora crassa OR74A, 585 nucleotides long. RefSeq lists its product as hypothetical. The coding region runs from base 1 to 585 and encodes 194 amino acids. The transcript has 4 exons. The record is from RefSeq and is a predicted model, not a curated record. Lineage: Eukaryota; Fungi; Ascomycota; Sordariomycetes; Sordariales; Sordariaceae.